Messenger RNA from Periconia digitata, 1704 nucleotides. The record is from the annotation of a GenBank genome assembly. Lineage: Eukaryota; Fungi; Ascomycota; Dothideomycetes; Pleosporales; Periconiaceae.
UCAUCCGCCAGCUGCGCUGACAAGCUUUCGCCAUGGAAAUCUUUUCACCAGCCAACCGCUCGUGGUGUUGCUUGUCUCCUACACUCCAUCCAGCGCCGCCGCAGCCUCUCAUUCAACAUGUCCGCCUCGCACGACGCCGAGAAGGGCGCCUACGAUAAUGGCCCGCCUGCGUCAUUGGACCACACCCAUUCCAAUGUGGUCAACGAGGACCGCCUGAAACGGUCUCUAUCUGCCCGCCAGGUUCAAAUGAUCGCAAUUGGAGGUACCAUUGGCACUGGACUUUUUCUUGGUACCGGCAAAUCUCUCGCGACGGGAGGCCCUGCAAGUCUGCUAAUUUGCUAUGCCAUCGUCGGGGGAAUCGUCUUCAUGACGAUGCUUGCGCUUGGCGAAAUGGCAGCCUUUGUUCCCGUCGCAGGAUCUUUCUGCACUUUCGCCGGGCGCUACGUUGAUGAUUCCUUCGGAUUCGCCUUGACCUGGAAUUACUGGUUUAAUGAUGUGGUUUCUACGGCCGCCGACCUGGUAGCUCUACAGUUGCUUGUCCAAUACUGGACCGAUACCUUUCCUUGGUAUGCGUUAGGUAUCAUCGUCUGGGUUUUGAUCGUGCUGGCCAACAUCAUCAACGUCAAGGCUUAUGGCGAGCUUGAGUAUUGGCUUUCCCUCCUCAAAGUCGUCACUAUCAUCAUCUUCAUCAUCUUGAGCAUUGCCGUGAACGCAGGCGGGAACCAAGGUUACGGAUAUAUCGGCGGCAAAUUCUGGACUGUUGGCGACGCGCCAUUCGUAGGAGGAAUUGGAGGUUUCGCAUCCGUCUUCGUCACUGCAUCGUUUGCAUACGGCGGCACGGAAUCUAUUGCGAUCACUGCUGGAGAAACACGGGACCCGGCGCGGACCCUUCCUCGUGUGGUCAAGAAUGUUUUUUGGCGCAUCUUGCUGUUCUAUCUCCUUUCGGCACUCCUGAUCGGCCUGAACAUCCCUUACGACUACCCAGGUCUCAGCACCAAGUCGAGCAAGACAUCGCCAUUCACCAUUGCAUUUCAAAUGGCCGGGUCCAAAGCUGCUGGAUCAUUUGUAAAUGCGGUUAUACUCACAAGCGUAAUUUCUGCCGGUAACCAUGCUCUCUAUGCUGGAUCCCGUCUGCUUUUCACACUCGGAUCGAACGGACACGCCCCCAAAGUCUUCACUAAACUCACUCGUUACCACGUUCCUUGGGUUUCGGUCCUCACGACCAGUGUGCUCUCGAUCGUCUUCUUCUCAUUGUCCUUCGCGGGAUCCGGACAAGUAUGGACAUGGCUCCAAAAUAUUGUCGGCGUUUCGAAUCAAUUGAGCUGGAUAUCCAUCGGGAUCGCGUCUCUUCGCUUCAGAGCUGGACUCAAGGCUCAAGGCAAAGAGCAUCUCCUCCCAUUUAAGAAUUGGACAUACCCAUGGGGACCUAUCAUCUGCGUCGUUCUGAACUCAUUCAUCGUUCUCGUGCAAGGGUGGACCGCGUUCAGCCCCGAAUUCGCACCUAUCGAUUUCGUCAGCUAUUACGUGGAAAUCCCGGUUUUCAUUCUCAUGAUCAUCGGAUGGAAGCUGAUCAAGAAGACGAAGUUUGUCAAGGCGCAUGAGAUGGAUCUUGAAACGGACGUGUAUACCAAAGAUCAAAUGGAUCCUGAAGAAAAAGAUUGGAAGUCGAAGGGGAAGAGGAUAGGGACGUGGUUUUGCUUCUAG